This is a messenger RNA of Chironomus riparius, 342 nucleotides long. Lineage: Eukaryota; Metazoa; Arthropoda; Insecta; Diptera; Chironomidae. The record is from the annotation of a GenBank genome assembly.
AUGUCAGGUUCAAUGGUUGAUGAAUCUUAUCAGUGUCUUAAUGGAGCUUUAAAAAUUUCUUCAAAAAAUAAAAAUCAAAAUUUAGUAGAUAUCAAAAAUAAUAGAAAAGAGGCAUCAAAGAUUAAAGAGUUUUUGAACCCAUCAAGUCCAGCAAAAGUUCCUAGCAAGAAAGAAGAAAAUAACAAAUUUACGAAUAAUGAUGAGUUUGAUGGACAACAAAAAGAUUAUUCUAAUAAUGGUGUUAAUCGAGAACAAAAUACACAAGUUGUUGGAAUAGAAGAAAGACAUUCACCAGACACGGUACAACAAUCUUCAAUGUGUCCAUGUUGUAUCAUAAUGUGA